Messenger RNA from Oldenlandia corymbosa var. corymbosa, 1113 nucleotides. Lineage: Eukaryota; Viridiplantae; Streptophyta; Magnoliopsida; Gentianales; Rubiaceae. The record is from the annotation of a GenBank genome assembly.
AUGGACCUGACAGACUCUCGUUCCUGGUCUUCACUACUCCUGUUAGCCAUUAUUGCUUCGUCACAUUUUAAUGUGGUAUUGGCGGAAGCGCGGGGAAAAGACAUUGGCCGGAAUUCCGCCGGAAACAGUCCAUACACAGCCAAAGCUUCACUGAUUCGGUACUGGAGAAACAAAGUCUCUUCAACAAGCUUACCCAAUCCGUCAUUCCUCAACAAAGCUUCCCCGUUAGAUGCCAUUCAAAUGGCCAAGUUUUCGGAGUUCGCCGACGAUCAACAGUUGAUGUCCGACCAGUUUUCCAACUUUUGCAAAGCUGCUUACCUUUUUUGCUUCCACGAUGAGGGGACUAGUCUCACCAACGAUAGUAAAGAGUACUCGGAAUCAGCAGCAGGUCGAUUUCCUGACUACAGAAAUCUUUUCCGGCACUACGGGCCCAGCGCAAAGGAGUGGGUGGAACCAGGGACUUUCUUCAGGGAAAAGAUGCUGGAAACUGGAGCCGUGAUGCCAAUGCCUGAUAUCAAGGAUAAAAUGCCCAAAAGAUCCUUCUUGCCACCAAAAAUCCUUUCUAAAAUACCGUUUUCUACUACCAAGAUUCACGAGUUGAAAAAGAUUUUCCAUUCAUCUCCUAAUAAUGACGAUUCCAGGAUAUUCGACGAUGCGUUGAGCGAAUGUGAAAGAGCUCCGAGCGCUGGAGAAACGAAAUGGUGUUCCGGCAGCGGGGAAGAUAUGAUUGAUUUCGCAACGUCGCUUCUGGGAAAAAACAUCGCCGUUCGGAGUAUCGAGGGUACUCGAGGUUCGGGUGAAAACAUUAUGAUCGGUAGCGUGACCCGAAUCAACGAUGGACGUAUCACGAAAUCGGUGUCUUGUCAUCAGCUUUUGUACCCGUACUUGUUGUACUACUGUCAUUCGGUCCCGAUGGUUCGAGUUUACGAAGCGGAUAUACUUGAUCCGAAGUCCAAGUCUAAGAUCAAUCAUGGAGUUGCCAUCUGUCACAUUGAUACAUCCACUUGGAGUCAAGAUCAUGAAGCAUUUGUUGCUCUGGGUUCGGGUCCGGGUAAAAUUGAAGUUUGUCAUUGGAUCUUUGAGAAUGAUUUCAUUUGGACGAUUUCAGAUUAA